Messenger RNA from Labeo rohita (rohu), 3351 nucleotides. It is a transcript of the gene jupa, whose product is annotated as junction plakoglobin a. The transcript has 16 exons. Gene Ontology annotation, biological process: cell adhesion; positive regulation of transcription by RNA polymerase II. Gene Ontology annotation, cellular component: adherens junction; catenin complex. Gene Ontology annotation, molecular function: protein phosphatase binding; transcription coactivator activity; alpha-catenin binding. Lineage: Eukaryota; Metazoa; Chordata; Actinopteri; Cypriniformes; Cyprinidae. Bases 206 to 2401 code for a protein of 731 amino acids. The record is from RefSeq and is a predicted model, not a curated record.
GCGGAGCUCUGGAGGAGACUUUGCCCUCUCCCCAACGCACAUUGUUCAGCCUCAUCUGAAUGCGAGAGAAAGUGUCGCACUCCCAGGAACUCUGUGCGGUUGGGAAAACUAAAGGACUCUUGGAUCGCUGUCAGCAGCAUUAUUUGGAGACGAGCGUUUAAAGGUUUUACUUUUAAACUGUGUGGUUUAAGUCCAGGAGGCCAAAAUGGAAAUGCACUUGGCAGAGGCCCCAGGCUCGGUGAAGGUCACAGAGUGGCAGCAGUCGUAUUACGGGACAGACUCAGGCAUCCAGUCAGGAGCCACUACGGUUCGCUCAGAUGAUGAUGGAACAGAGUACAGCACCAAGAAAUUCACCUACACCACUACAGUCACAGAGAACCCUGCAGACGUGGAGUCUCAAUACAAUAUGACUCGUGCUCAGCGCGUGAGGGCGGCCAUGUUUCCUGAGACAGUGAUGGAGGGAACGUCCAUCCUUUCCACACAGAUAGAUUCAUCCCAGCAGACCAACGUUCAGAAGCUGGCUGAACCAUCCCAGCAGCUCAAAGCCGCCAUCAUUCAUCUCAUCAACUACCAAGACGACGCUGAACUCGCCACACGCGCCAUUCCAGAGCUUACCAAACUCCUGAACGAUGACGACCAGGUCGUGGUGAAUAAGGCAGCUAUGAUCGUGAACCAGCUGACUCGCAAGGAGGCUUCCCGUCGGGCUCUGAUGCAGUCCCCGCAGAUGGUGGCCGCUGUUGUGAGAGCCAUGCAGAACACGUCCGACAUGGAGACAACCCGCGCCACAGCCAGCAUCCUGCACAACCUUUCGCACCAGCGCGAGGGGCUGCUCGCCAUCUUUAAAUCAGGAGGCAUUCCAGCUCUGGUUCGCAUGUUGAGCUCCCCAAUGGAUUCAGUUCUUUUCUAUGCCAUCACCACCCUGCACAACCUGCUUCUGCAUCAGGAGGGAGCCAAGAUGGCGGUGCGUCUGGCUGAUGGUCUGCAGAGGAUGGUUCCCCUGCUGAAGAAAAGCAACCCCAAGUUCCUGGCCAUCACAACAGACUGCCUACAGCUUCUUUCCUAUGGCAACCAGGAGAGCAAGCUGAUUAUCCUGGCUAACAGUGGCCCUGAGGGUCUAGUAAACAUCAUGAGGACUUACAACUAUGAGAAGCUGCUUUGGACCACCAGCCGGGUGCUCAAAGUGCUCUCUGUCUGUCCUAGUAACAAACCUGCUAUUGUAGAUGCUGGUGGAAUGCAAGCUCUUGGUAAGCAUCUGUCCGGCUCUAGUCAACGCCUGAUGCAAAACUGCCUGUGGACCUUGAGAAACUUGUCAGACGCUGCAACCAAACAGGACGGAAUGGAAAAUCUGCUCCAAGUGCUGGUCGGCCUGCUGUCCUCUGAUGACAUCAACAUGCUGACCUGUGCCACAGGUAUCCUGUCCAACCUCACCUGCAACAAUACACGCAACAAAACACAGGUGACCCAGAGUAACGGCGUGGAGGCUCUAAUUCACACCAUCUUGAGGGCCGGUUCAAAACAGGACGUGAUCGAACCAGCUGUCUGUGCCCUGCGCCACCUCACCAGCCGGCACCCAGAGGCUGAAUCUGCACAGAAUGCCGUACGAAUGCAUUACGGCAUCCCCGCUAUUGUCAAAUUGCUCAAUCAACCAUACUACUGGCCAGUCGUUAAGGCUGUGGUUGGUCUGAUCCGUAACCUGGCACUCUGUCCAGCCAAUCAGGCUCCUUUGAGAGAUGCUGAAGCCAUUCCCAAACUGGUCACUUUGCUUUCAAAAGCUCAUCAAGAUGCACAGAAACACGGUUCAUCUGCUCAACAAACAUACCAGGAUGGCGUGAGAAUGGAGGAGAUCGUGGAGGGCUGCACUGGUGCUCUGCAUAUCAUGGCCAGAGAUCCUAUUAACAAAUCCACCAUUGCAAGCAUGGACACCAUUCCUCUGUUUGUUCAGCUGUUGUAUUCUCCACUGGAUAACGUCAAGCGUGUGGCAGCUGGUGUUCUGUGUGAACUGGCUCUUGAUAAACAGUCGGCUGAGAUCAUUGAUUCGGAAGGAGCCUGUGCUCCUCUCAUGGAGCUCCUCCACUCCAGCAACGAAGGGAUCGCCACCUAUGCUGCUGCUGUUCUCUUCCGAAUUUCUGAGGACAAAAACCCAGACUAUAAGAAACGAGUAUCAGUAGAGCUCACACACUCGCUCUUCAAACAUGACCCUGCUGCUUGGGAGAUGGCACACAACACCAUGAUGGAUCCUGUUCUUGCUGAAGACGAUCUCGAUGGCUACGGCCCUGGGGCAUAUCAAGGAUACCCUGAUGGUAUGCAUAUGGAGGGUAUACCACUAGAACAAGACAUGACAGAGGAUUUCGGGGGACCCAUGAAUUACAACUCCAUGGCCAGACAGUACCAUGAUUACUAACAGCCUGAUGAUGAAUUGAGCUCUACUGAAAGAGGGUUAUGAAAAAUACAAGAGACAGAAGCUCCUAGCAGAGUUUUUCUUUCUUUUUUUUUUUUUUUUUUUUUUUUUUUUUUCCAUCGCUGGGUGCCUGUGGUCCAUUUCUCAGUAAACACACUGACACUGCUGUAAUAUAUGCAAUUCUCACUGUGUUGGGAGAGGCAGAAUCGAGCACAUCUAUACGUUGCCUUUACAAGGAUGACAGCAUGUUGCAUUUUACACGUCUUUUUGUAGAAAAUGUUCUAUUUUAGUGUUUCUUAUGGGUGCAUUAAUACAUUGUUGGUAAGAGGACUGGUUAACUAUGCCAAAGAGAUUUUAUUAUAAUAUUUUAUAAUGAUAAUCACGUUGCUUUUUAUAGUUUUAAAGAUUUUGGAAAACGCGAUCAAUGAUUUAGUGAUCUCACAAUUACUGACCUGAGGUCAGCUUUAUAGCUUCGUUCACAGUGGUUUUAGUCAGACGGGCAAUGAGAGCUGAUCUGCAAUCAGCUUUAGUGAGUGAAAAGUGAGUCCGACAUGUUGAUUUCCUACAGCGCUUAGAUCUCAAUACAGUGCAUCUCCAUAUAUCUCCAGAGUUCUUAAAUGUAAACCGUUUCCCACUUGUUUUUUUGUUUCACUCCAUAUAUUAUGUUUUGCUAAGUUGUCUUAAUGUAUAGACAAGGAAAUAGUGAUUUUGUUUGUUUCGCAUUGCAAUGUGUAUGGAGAUUUGUUUUUAGUUGCGUGAUAAAUAAAUGCUGUGUUGAUUAAAAGGGACUAAUGUUUAACCAAACAAUUAAAAACCUUAAAAGUUAAAAACUAGCUUCACAUUUGUUCAAAUAUUAACUCAUAGGAGGCAACCUGAACAGACAAAGGGAUUCUUUGUAGCGUUUUUACUUCACACUUUGUCCAAAAAACUCAAUAAAAUCAUGUUAUCUAAUA